CCUCCUACCCUUUUUUUCCCGCGAUGACGUGAUGCACCCAGUGUACGCUAUUUAUUCCUUCGAUCUGAAAUCAGGAAGAACAGUGUUGAGCAUCGAGACAUCAGGAGUCAUGAAGAGUCUACUAUCCAUCGUCGGCGUUGCCGCCAUGUUGGCGCUUUCUGUUACUGCAUCUUCGUUGGCGUUCGAUGACAAUCAGACGGAGGCUCUUAACCAGCUUAGGGAGAGACGAAGUCCACAAGGGGGUUCCCAAGAUUGUAUUCCUCCACCAAACGGCCCACCCCCAAAUGGACCACCACCAAAUGGACCACCACCAAAUGGACUUCCUCUAUGUGGCCCACCGCCAUCCGAACUUCCAUCUGGACUUUCAACCGCCGCGAAUGGACCAAUGGUAUCUAUUGAGAAGUCGAGGAUGAGAAGAACCUUGAUGCGUCAACUCGCUGCACAGGGGGGACAAGGGGGACAGGGUGGACAAGGAGGACCGAAUAUUCCCAUGCCGGGUGGUGGUGGAAUGGACAUGGGCAACAUGGGCAACAUGGGUAUACCCAACCCAAUGGGAGGAGGUGGUGGACGUAACAUGGGAUGAACGAAAACCAAAUAUUUUUCAGAGUUACAGGGUCGAUAAUGUAACGUAAAACCGGUUCUUGUUUGUACUUUGUAGAUUUUUGAUGUUCAGACAACGAAAUAAAUAUUUUGGCAGUAAAAA
Messenger RNA from Hylaeus volcanicus, 703 nucleotides. RefSeq names its product basic salivary proline-rich protein 4-like. The transcript is spliced from 3 exons. The coding region runs from base 32 to 583 and encodes 183 amino acids. Lineage: Eukaryota; Metazoa; Arthropoda; Insecta; Hymenoptera; Colletidae. The record is from RefSeq and is a predicted model, not a curated record.